AAAGGCAGUGCCACAGCCCACAGUCCUCCAUCCAGUACAUCUUCAAUUCUUCAUCCUAUCAAAUUUAAUUUGAUUGAUACAUAUUAAUUAGAUUUCCAAUAUAUAUUAUGAUGAUGAACAAGUGGUGGUUGGUGGUUGUUGUGGUAUGCGUAGCUUUGGUUGUGGGGUCCGGGGAAGGGUUCGAUUUCAAGGAGUGGGAGUUAGAGAGCGAGGAAAGGUUGUGGGAGUUGUACGAGAGGUGGAGGAGCCAUCACACGGUGUCCACGAGUCUAGAGGAGAAGCAAAAGAGGUUCAACGUGUUCAAGGCUAAUGUUGAGUAUGUCCACAACUUCAACAAGAAGGAGGACAAGCCUUACAAGCUGAAGCUGAACAAGUUUGCAGCCCUGACUACCCAGGAAUUCAAAAGCUUGUACGCCUCUUCCAAAAUCAAGCACCAUCGGAUGCUACAAGGCGCUACUUCUCGAGCUUCCCCAUCUUUCAAGUACGCCAAUGUGAGUGACAUCCCACCCUCUGUUGAUUGGAGGGCCAAAGGCGCUGUCACCAAUGUGAAAGACCAAGGCCGAUGCGGAAGUUGUUGGGCAUUUUCCACUGUUGUAGCAGUUGAAGGUAUAAACCAAAUCAAAACAAACCAACUGGUGUCUUUAUCGGAGCAAGAGCUUAUUGACUGUGACACUCAAGAAAACCAAGGUUGCAAUGGAGGACUCAUGGAUUUAGCAUUCGAUUUCAUCAACAACAAAGGAGGCAUCUCCACGGAACAGAUAUACCCUUACAGGGCUGUAGAUGGCCGGUGCGAUGCUCAAAAGAUGAACUCCCCGGUAGUAUCCAUCGACGGACAUGAGGAUGUGCCUGCUAACGAUGAGGAUGCACUGCUUAAAGCCGUAGCCAAUCAACCUGUCUCUGUAGCCAUAGAAGCUUCAGGAUUUGAUUUACAGUUCUAUUCAGAGGGUGUUUUCAAUGGAGCAUGCGGGAAAGAGUUGGAUCACGGCGUAGCAAUAGUGGGGUACGGAACAACGCUUGACGGGACCAAAUAUUGGAUUGUGAAGAACUCGUGGGGAGGUGAAUGGGGAGAAAAAGGAUACAUUAGGAUGAAACGUGGAGUUGAGGACAAAGAGGGACUGUGUGGAAUAGCAAUGCAAGCAUCCUACCCACUCAAGAACUCCAAUACCAACCCCCAACACUCAUCAUCUCAUCAACCUAAGCCUAAGGAUGAGCUCUGAUCUCAUCCAAUAUUAUAUAUAUUCAAUUUGGAUAUAUAUAUAUAGGCAUUUAUAUAUCAAACAUUACAAACUUCACUUCACUUUUAUUGUUAAUUAUAAGCAUUAUAUUGCAACUACUCAUGAAUUUAUUAUGUAUUUGUAGCAUCUAUAUUGAUAUAAAUGGUGAAAGAAUUAUAUUGAAUAAAACUUCAUAUUUCUGUUUUUU
Messenger RNA from Ipomoea nil (Japanese morning glory), 1422 nucleotides. RefSeq names its product vignain-like. The transcript has 3 exons. Gene Ontology annotation, cellular component: lysosome. Gene Ontology annotation, molecular function: cysteine-type endopeptidase activity. Bases 108 to 1217 code for a protein of 369 amino acids. NCBI's taxonomy places the organism in Eukaryota, Viridiplantae, Streptophyta, Magnoliopsida, Solanales, Convolvulaceae. The record is from RefSeq and is a predicted model, not a curated record.